CAAACACAAAAAUUCCCUUCCAGAAUAUAUUUUCACUUUUUCCCAUUUCUUCUUUACUCUCAAUCGGCCGGCGGUCGCCUGGAUCGAAAUCGCCGCCGCUCUUAAACCCUCGACGACUCUCUUCCCCGGCAGUUCUUUUCACUUCCCUUUUCUUGUCCUUCACAACUCCUCACGUAUACCUUUCGUCUCACUCCAUGGAAUCCUUUUAGGAAUAGGUAAGAAAGAAAUAAUACCUUCCAGCGGAUCAGAAAAAAAAACCGAUCCGGCCAUGGAUUUCGUCGAGCUGGAAGCGACGGAAGGCCUGCGAUGGUCGUGGAACGCCUGGCCGACGAAGAAAUCCGAUGCUGCUUCACUCGUAGUCCCACUCAGCAUCAUGUGCACACCGCUGAUGCAGUCGUCGGAGCUCCCGAUUCUGCCCUACGAGCCUCUCCACUGCACCCGAUGCAACUCCGUGCUGAACCCUUACGCCAGGGUCGAUUACCAGACGCGCAUUUGGAGCUGCCCCUUCUGCUACCAUCGCAACACUUUCCCGAUUUCUUAUUCGGGCAUCGGCGAAUCGAAUCUCCCCGCGGAGCUAUUCCCGACCUACAGUGCCGUGGAGUACAAAAUCGACAAGAAAGAAGCGAAGAUCGGCACGAGCUCGCAGUUGAGUUACCGAUUGGCUCACGGAUUGCCUUCUUCCAAUGGGUCGCUCUCCUCGAUGGCGUCGUUGGGCUCUCCGAGGUUUGGGGCCGGUGGUGGUGGUGGAGGAGGAGGUGGAGGGGGCGGAGAGUUCAGGAAGGUGGGGCCUGCUUUUGUUUUUGUAGUGGAUGCUAGCACGGCGGAGGAGGAGCUGAAAGCGGUUAAGACUGAGCUACUGUUGGUUGUGGAUCAGUUGCCGGAGAAUGCACUGGUGGGUUUGGUUGCGUUUGAUUCCAUGGUUAGGGUUAGUGAUCUGGGUUUCUCAGACUGCUCCAGGGCUGUGGUGUUUCAUGGUGGGCGUGAGCUCUCAUCAGAGCAGACUCAAAGAUUUCUGGGGUUACCCAUCAGAAAGCAACAGCAACUUGGUGUUAAUACGCCAAUCAUCCAAAAGCAGGGAUUUUUGCUUCCAGUGUCAGAAUGCGAGUUCAACAUAACAACUGCAAUUGAAGAAAUCUGUUCUUUAGAUGUUUGCAAGCCUGGUCAUCGGCCUCAAAGGUGCACUGGAACAGCAAUAGCUGUUGCUCUUGGACUCCUUGAAGGAUGUUGUGUGAAUACUGGAUCCAGGAUCAUGGUAUUCACAUCUGGACCUGCAACUUUAGGCCCGGGUGUCGUGGUGGACUCUGAUCUUGGGAGCAUGAUUAGGACUCACAGGGAUCUCAUUAGUGGCCAUGCCCCAUACUACAAAAGCUCUCUUAGUUUCUACAGCACUUUGUCUCAGCGGCUGUCCGAUGCAUCUGUUGUUCUUGAUUUAUUUGCAUGUUCUCUUGAUCAAGUAGGAGCAGCAGAACUCAAAUCCUCUGUGGAGAAAUCAGGUGGAUUCUUGCUCUUGAGUGAGUUAUUCGACUCCCAUGAGUUCAGAAAAUGCCUUCGCCACAUAUUCAUUCGCGAUGAAGACGGAAACCCAAAAAUGUACUUUGAUGGAACGAUCGAAAUAGUGACCACUAAAGAUGUAAAGGUCUGUGGAGCUCUUGGACCUUGUGUGUCUCUUGGGAGAAAGAAUGAUUUAGUAAGCGACCAUCAAAUAGGCGAAGGUGGGACCUAUUUGUGGAAGUUGGGUACACUAACCAAUAGGACAUGCAUAGCUUUCUUCUUUGAAGUGGGGAAUGAGCAGAAGGCCCAGCCAGGGUCAGCAUUCCUUAUUCAGUUCAUAAUCCGUUUUCGUCGUGGGAACUUGGGAAUCUAUGAAAGGGUCACAACAGCUGCAAGAAGAUGGGUUGGAAGUAAGUCUGCUGAAAUUAGUGCUGGUUUUGAUCAGGAAGCUGCUGCUGCUGUAAUGGCAAGACUGGCCAUCCACAGAGCAGAGAAAUUCCAUGCUAGAGAUGUCAUCAGAUGGCUUGAUGACAACCUCAUCAGUUUCGCUUCUCAGUUUGGAGACUAUAUUGAGGAAGAUCCAUCGUCAUUUCGGCUCUCGUCAAACUUCUCUCUCUACCCUCAGUUCAUGUACUAUCUGAGAAGAUCCCAGUUCAUAGAUGUUUUCAACUCGAGUCCUGAUGAGACGGCAUUCUUCCGCCUCAUGUUAAACCGAGAAGGGGUGGUGACUUCCCUCAUCAUGAUACAACCGACGCUGUUCCAGUACUCGUUCGAUGGGCCUCCUGUACCUGUUCUCCUGGAUGUUCGGUCCAUCUCUCCUGAUAUCAUCUUGCUGUUUGAUUCCUACUUCCAUGUUGUGAUACACUAUGGUUCGAACAUUGCCCAGUGGAAGAAGCUUGGAUACCAGAACGACCCCAGCCACGAGAAUCUGCGGAAGCUAUUGGAAGCUCCUGAGAUUGAUGCUGAGCAAUUGGUCGAGGAUCGAGUCCCAGUACCCAAGGUGAUAAAAUGUGACCAACACAGCAGUCAGGCUAGGUUUCUUCUGGCCAAGCUGAACCCAUCAGUGACUCAGGAUUCAAUGUACAAAGAAGGCUCGGAUGUUAUACUCACGGAUGAUUUCAGCUUGCAAGUGUUCAUUGAUCAUUUGCAGGCGCUGGCGGUCAAAGGUUAAGGAGCGUGUAAGGGUAAAAGGAUGAUUGUACAUAUCUUCUUGUGAUCUUUGAAAUAGAUGGGCAGCAGAAGGCAUUGUAUAGUACCUUGAAGAGGCCGACGCAGUUUUGGGGUUGAGAAUAGAUUUUAGUAACUUUGAUGGUAGUGGUCACCCUUCACAGGGUAUAUUUUGUUCGUUUGCUUUUGUAUUCAUCUUCAUGUCGGGAGUCUCGAACUCUCGGCAUUGUAAUAUUUAACACGGUGAGUCCUGUCACUCAGUUUUGUUUUGCAAUUAAACUAUCAUAGUUUGCAACUGGACGAAGAUCAUCUUCCACGACUACAAGGUUGUCAAAUCGGUGAAAAUCGUUACGCUGAUUUAGCAAGUGGU
This is a messenger RNA of Linum tenue, 3028 nucleotides long. The record is from the annotation of a GenBank genome assembly. Lineage: Eukaryota; Viridiplantae; Streptophyta; Magnoliopsida; Malpighiales; Linaceae.